Aspergillus aculeatinus CBS 121060 is the source of this 810-nucleotide messenger RNA. RefSeq lists its product as uncharacterized. NCBI's taxonomy places the organism in Eukaryota, Fungi, Ascomycota, Eurotiomycetes, Eurotiales, Aspergillaceae. Bases 143 to 631 code for a protein of 162 amino acids. The record is from RefSeq and is a predicted model, not a curated record. The transcript has a single exon.
CAACUUUCACCACCCUUAUAUAGACUUUCGUGGAGGCCCUCGAGCUCGAGGUCCAUACACUGUCGAGCCUAACAAACCGGUGUCCUGCACAGCACAGCAGCAGCUGCUGCUGUUGCAUCCUCCUCAGCAUGCCCCUUGUGGAAUGCAGAAUGCAAGGACAUGUUCGCCGUCCUCGUUCCUGAGGAUCCAUACUUGGCUUGGUCCCCACUCCCUGGGCCAAGAGCUCCCUCUGCUCCAGCAGACGGUAUGGAUCUGCCCUAGCUAUCGCCUCUGGUUGCUUGCUUGCAGCCAGCCGGUACUGCCGCGAUGCUUUCCAGCUCAGACUCGGCGCCUUUGCAGGAUAACUGGGGUACAUUGCAGCGAGGCCAAUGUCUCAUUCCUCCUACCCAUUCAAGUCGAUCGUCAUACAAUCUCUUGCCAGCACACGUUUGAAGGUGCAUGCUUAUGCAUUUCCCUUCGUCAAGAUUCUUACCCUUCCUCGUUAGCUCACAAACAACCACUCCGACCCUGGACUCUCAACAAUACCUCGAGAACCCGAUGGCAGCCACUUUCCGCCACCGUAUCUUGUCGUAUACCCUUUGCCACAAGCCCUACGGCCCCAGUCGUCCCUUCUCGUCGCCCUCACGCCUGACUCCGAAGACGCUCGUGCGGUAUGCGGGUGGCGUGGCAAGCAUUGUUGGGCUGGGGUCGACCCUCGAGUAAGGUUGCAGGGCAUAUGCAAUAGCAUGCUUCGAGCUGCAAGGGGUGGGGAGGUGUGGAUCAAAGAUCGAGGGUCUGUCAAUCAAUCCCUUUCCUCCUUGUUGUUCCCAA